Molecule: messenger RNA, 1089 nt
Organism: Rotaria sordida
Lineage: Eukaryota; Metazoa; Rotifera; Eurotatoria; Philodinida; Philodinidae
Source: the annotation of a GenBank genome assembly
AUGCAAUUACCCACAUAUUUAGCCUUUAUUCUUCUUGGUUAUGUUCUAAACUUUCAAUGUACACCUGUAUCACAAUCUUUUGACCCUGUGCAAAAUGAAUUUGCUUAUAAUCCUGAACGAAAUGAUGGACUUGACGGAGGUGAUAUGGUUCAUCUACGAUUUGUCACAUCACCAACGGGUCGUGGAGUAGCAAUAAGACCAGCAGCAUAUCAUCGAUGGACAGGUGGUGUAGUACCCUAUGAAUUGGCUUCAAAUAUUACUGCCAAUAACUCUAUUUUUAUUGUUAAUAUGAUGAGACAAAUGGAAAAUCUUACAAAAGUCAAUAAUACACAAUGUAUAUCAUUUCGUCCAAGAAAUGCAUCCGAUUUGUACUAUAUUACAAUUUUUAAUGGAUCUGGUUGUUAUGCACCAGUUGGAUCUUGGGGUAGUUAUGUUGGUACUCGUCCUGUUUCAUUGAUGCAUGGAACAUAUUCUACUUGUAUGGUUUCAGGAAUUAUUCAACACGAAUUAACACAUGUCUUAGGUUUUUAUCAUGAACAAUCACGACCUGAUCGAGAUUCGUAUGUUUCUAUUCAAUGGAGUAAUAUUCUAUCCGCUAAUGCAUUCAAUUUCGAUAAAUACAAUGACACACAAGUUGAUACUCAAAUGACAUCAUAUGAUUAUGGAUCAGUUAUGCAUUACGAACGUACUGCAUUUGCUAUUAAUAGUAGUCUACCAACAAUUAUACCAACACAAAAUACUAGUGCAUUCAUUGGACAACGAGUUCAAUUAAGUUCAAUUGAUAUUCUUGAAAUUCAACGUUAUUAUGGUUGUGUUUCUACACCAUCCAAUACAGAUACGUCUACAGUUACAAGUACUGCUGCUUCUACAGUGUUAACAACAACUGUCACUGCUACAGGUACGACUAGUGUUAUGUUAACAACAAAUGUCACUACUACAGGUACGACUAGUGUUAUGUUAACGACAUUGGUUACAAUCGCAAGUGCAACAGUGACAAAUACAAGUGUUCGCAAUCCCUUUCAAUCAUAUUUUGAAAUAUAUUUUAUCUGUUUGGCAUUAAUUAUUUAUUUUUCGAACCAAGUUCACUAA